This is a messenger RNA of Scaptodrosophila lebanonensis, 977 nucleotides long. It is a transcript of the gene c12.1, whose product is annotated as protein CWC15 homolog. Gene Ontology annotation, biological process: mRNA cis splicing, via spliceosome. Bases 94 to 843 code for a protein of 249 amino acids. NCBI's taxonomy places the organism in Eukaryota, Metazoa, Arthropoda, Insecta, Diptera, Drosophilidae. The transcript has 2 exons. Gene Ontology annotation, molecular function: RNA binding. Gene Ontology annotation, cellular component: catalytic step 2 spliceosome. The record is from RefSeq and is a predicted model, not a curated record.
AGAAGUAGCCAUAGCAGCUGUAUCAAAACAAGUUGAAUAAAUUGACAAGAAAUUGCAUUAAAACGUUUAAGAUUUACAUAAAAAUCGUUAAAAAUGACUACAGCAGCACGGCCCACAUUUGAUCCUGCCCGCGGUGGCUCUGGCCGUGGCGAAAAGGACUUGAGCGCUCUGAGUAAACAAUAUUCCAGCCGCGAUCUGCCAGGCCACACAAAACUGAAAUACAGAGAAACUGGCCAGGGUACCAGUGAGGAGAUCCGCAACCGUGACUUCCGCAAGGAGUUAGAAGAGCGUGAGCGCGAGGCACGCUCUGGUGUUAGUUCUGGCAAGGCAUUGCCUUCCAUUGUGCGCAAGGCCAUUGAGGCUAACAGUGCUAGCGGUAGUGGGAGCAGCAAACGCACCAAGCUCGAUAGCCAAGUGCAACAGCAACAACAACAGCAAGCCCCCAAUCUGGAUGCCGAUGAGCCCAUAGAUAAUGACAGCUCCGAUUCGGACAGUGAUUCCGACGAUGAUGAUGCAGCACUCUUGGCCGAGCUACAAAAAAUCAAGCAGGAGCGUUUGCAAGAGAACGCACGCCGUGAGGCAGAAAAGAAACAGGAGGACGAACGCAUACGCAUGGAAAACAUUCUGUCUGGUAACCCGCUGAUCAACUAUGAGCCAGGCACAGCAGCCUCAGCGGCGGGUCGUGGUUCGGGCAAUGGCGAUCUAAAAAUCAAGCGUCGCUGGGACGAUGACGUCGUCUUCAAAAACUGCGCACGUACAGCACCAGAGAAAAAGACUCAUUUUGUAAACGAUGCGCUGCGUUCCGAUUUUCACAAGAAGUUCAUGGACAAGUACAUUAAGUAAAAGACAGACAUGAUUUCAAAUUCAUUUGCGCUUCUAGUCAGAAGUAGCAAUUUUCUUUGUAUUAGUUAUAUUGUAAACUAUUUUUUUGUCGCCGUUUAAACUAAUUAAUAUAUACAAAGAUUUGGUACAAUUGA